Copidosoma floridanum is the source of this 2965-nucleotide messenger RNA. RefSeq names its product hexosaminidase D. The record is from RefSeq and is a predicted model, not a curated record. Gene Ontology annotation, molecular function: hexosaminidase activity. NCBI's taxonomy places the organism in Eukaryota, Metazoa, Arthropoda, Insecta, Hymenoptera, Encyrtidae. Gene Ontology annotation, biological process: carbohydrate metabolic process.
AAUACCUUAUUUACCAGAUAAUAAAGUCUGACAUUGAUUUCAACGAAAAUAACAACACCAGCGUUCCAAAGUCAACUAUACUAUUGUGCUCUCUCUGCAGUGCAUGUAUAUGAUCUGCUUGUGUUUUGAUCUUAUCUCCGGAUAUUGCAGCGUGCAGUGUGCUUAAAAAUGUAGCUCCUAUAUGUAAUUAGACCGACCCGAGUGUGGAAGCAUCACUGAUCUUCCAGGUACAUUUUUUUUUUAUCUUCCCACAAUGCUGUGAUGUGCCCGUGACGGACCAUUGAGAUGACGCGGUUAAAGGGCCGAGCUCAGGUGUCCAUAGUGUUGAUGGUGGUGUUUGCUCUGUUGAUCAUCGUCUACCACAUGCUCAGCAGCGAAGUCGAGGAUGCGUCUUCCGCCAAGCUCCGACCCUAUGCCAAGCUCCAGGAGGACGAUGGCUACCACACUGACAACCCAAGAAGCCCGCAGAGCCAGAAGCUCGAGGUGCAGCGGAGUAAGUCCAGAGGACGUGGGAUAGGGGAAUUCGACAACAGCGAUGUCGAUCAGGGCUCGUACCAGAGAAACUCCCUCUACAAGGGACACAAGGUCGUCCACUUGGAUCUGAAGGGCGCCCCGCCUCUGGUCAGUUACUACAAGUACCUAUUUCCAAUGCUGAAAAAGUUGGGGGCCACAGGAAUACUCCUGGAGUACGAGGACAUGUUCCCCUUUAAGGGCGACCUGGCGGACGUGAGUGCUGGAAACUGUUACUCCAAGCAAGACGUCAUGACGAUCCAGGACCUUGCCAAGGAGAACGACCUGUUCAUCAUACCGCUGAUACAGACCUUUGGCCACAUGGAGUUCAUACUGAAGCUGAAAAAGUACAUCGAGUACCGGGAAGUCCAACGCUACCCACAGGUAGUCUGUCCGACUUACAACAAAACUCUGCCUCUGAUUUACAACGUUGUGGACCAAGUGGUGGCCAUGCACCCCAAAAUCCGAUAUCUGCACAUUGGCUCGGACGAGGUCUACCAGCUCGGCGAGUGCAACAGGUGCCUCGAGACCAUGGCUAAGAAGCAAUGGUCCAGGAGACAGCUCUUCCUGAACCACGUGCGGACGGUCGCGUCCUACGUGAAGAGCAAGUAUCCCCGUGUCAAGAUCCUCACGUGGGACGAUGAGUUCCGAGACAUCGAGCCCCAGGAGAUCAUAGAUCAGGGCCUGAACGAGCUCGUGGAGCCGGUGGUCUGGAAGUACACGACAGACCCGAUCUCCAGCCUGCCGGACCAGCUCUGGGACAACUACGCGAGCGUCUGGUCCUCCGUCUGGGUGGCGACGGCCUUCAAGGGCGCCACAGCACCAGAUCGGUACUACACGGACAUCGCCCACCACAUGGAGAACCACCAGCGCUGGCUCGAGAUAAUAGCCCGGCACUCGGACCGGAUCCACUUUCGCGGGGUGAUGCUCACCGGGUGGCAGAGGUACGACCACUUUGGCGUGCUGUGCGAACUCCUGCCCGCGGCUCUGCCCUCGCUGGCCGUGAACCUCGCAGUCCUCCAGGCCCCGGACUACGCGAGCUUCACUGCCGACGUCCCGCGCCGGGUGACCGAGGCCCUGGGCUGCGAGGGCACCAUCACCCUGAGUCUCCCGGAGCCCCAGUACGGCUGGACCAAGUGUACUUACCUCGGGGCAUCCGUCUACUCGGCCGCGCUCCGGUUGCACGCCCUCUGCCAGGAGAUCGCCCGCAUGGAGCAGGACAGCACUUUUCGAGGCUGGCUGAAGCCGUACAACUUGAGGCACGGGUUCUCGAGCCCCAGCCACGUGGAGAGGGCCCUCGCCGAGCUGGACAGGUACAAGAUGGAGCUCGUUUACAUCGAGAAGGAGAUGAGGAACGCUAUCGCGGAGGGGGUCUAUGGCAACUACACGGUUCUGGAGUGGCUGGAGACGUACCUGGAGCCGGUCAACGAGAAGGUCAUGGCUCUGUGGAGCGCGAGGGAGAGGAUACUCGAGCGGGACUCGUGGCCGAGGAGGCCUCUCGAGUUUUAACUUCGUUGAGGCUGUAGCUGUCAGAUGGGUAGUGUGUAAUAUAUGAUCUCUUUUUUGGGCCGAAUCAGUGACGGGAAGAGACACAAAAUCAGGAGAUUAUUAACUGGUUCGGUGCAGGAAAGAGCAUCGAUUUAGGGAGAGUAGAACUAGUCAGUUGGGUUUUUUUUUUUUUUUUUUUUUAUUGUAACUAUCGUUGUGCGAGGUAAUUGAAAAACUUGUAGGCACGAAAAUUUGUUUUUACCGUCCAGUGUAAAAUAGCGUGAUCAAUCGUUGUUAGACAAAAAAAUAAAUCAAAAUUACGUAUAGUCUUGGGGAGGCUCCAAAAUCAUGUACAUACCGCACGAUUGUUCGUUGUAUCGAUGGAUGUUCAAAGGAUCCAUAUUAGACAGCAUAGAUAUUGUAGAAGCUAACUACGUUUCUUAGAUGACAAUGAACUUACAAUUCGGAUGAGUUUGAUAGGAAGAGCGUUAAUUAUACAAAGAUGAUAACGGUCGGAUCUGUGAAGCUAAAAUAUAUUGUCACUUUGUAAGCAUACGUUACGUCAAUUAUGGAACUUGAAGUAUUAAAUUUUUACAUUACAAAGUUAUACUCAUGUAUUGAUAAUUUUGUUUUUUUUUCUAAUUAUUGACGUUUGAAAGACACAAAAUAUGAGUGAGACACUGUUAAAUUUUAGAAAUUUUUUAUUAACAUUACUGUAGCGAGACGUACAGUGUUGAUUAUAUUUACAAAUAUGGAUGUAACGAUUCAGGCACACUCACGUAUAUAAUACUCAGUUGUACAAUUACACAAAGUACUGGAUUCGUUCAAGACUGCGUUGCCAUCCUAGUACUUCCAUUGAAAUAUGUAAAAUCAUUUAUAUAUAUUUAUCGUUUGCUCUCUGUAAAUGUAAAAACUUUAAAAUAAAUGCAUAUAUUGAAGUUGUUUUUACGAAACUCUAUAGACAAUC